Molecule: messenger RNA, 15891 nt
Organism: Microplitis mediator
Lineage: Eukaryota; Metazoa; Arthropoda; Insecta; Hymenoptera; Braconidae
Gene: Sema1a
Product: semaphorin-1A
Exons: 9
Coding region: 747-3050 (767 amino acids)
Biological process (GO): positive regulation of cell migration; neural crest cell migration; negative regulation of axon extension involved in axon guidance
Molecular function (GO): chemorepellent activity; semaphorin receptor binding
Source: RefSeq, a predicted model, not a curated record
CCGUCGUUCACUUGCGGCCGCGGCCGUUGUCCGCCGCAGACUCAUGAGUAACUGAGUCAGUCGGUUAUUUCGUGUUAUCAAUGUGCUAAUAAUUUAAGUGAAGUGAUUAAAUUUUAAUUCAUUAAAUAUUAAUAUAAAUAAAUAUAUUAUUUAAACGAUUUGAUAAAACUAAUCGGGAUUAUCUGUGAAGUGUUAAAGGAUAAAAAAGUGAAUUUAUGAAAACAAAUAAGUGAUAAAAAAAAAAAUAAUAAAAAAUAUUAAAUUACAAUAAAUAAAAGAGUGAUAAGUAUGAACGCGCGCCGGACGUACGUUGCUACGAGCGACCUCUCGUACGUCGCGACGGACGCGCUCGUCGAGUGAGAAGACCGGAAUCCACGCGCGCAUCGUCACCCAGAGGCACGCGUGACUCUUCGUUGUGCACGCGCACGCGCGUUCAACGUUUCCUUGUCCCACCACCCACCACCUAAUCCACCUCAUCCACCCUCGCUUUUCCCUACCCAUUUAUCCCGCACACGUUUCCUUCCGUUUUAUUACUCUUUCUCUUAUUCUCUAUCUCCCACCCUCCCUCACCCUCACACUCAUACUUACACUCACACAUUAAAAUCUCCCUUUAUUCCUCUUUCUUGUGUCCCCUUCAUUUAUAUCCACCCGCAAUAUCCACAAACGCACGCAAGUGCGUGCGACGCAUCCUCUUAUUCCCCUCGCAUCCUGAUUCGCGUCCGUCAGGCACGUGACUACUGGUCGCGAUGCGGCCGGCCGUUGUGCAACUUUUUCUCUCAUGUUGGGCCGUUGCCAUGCUCGGCUUUGCUAUUGCCGCGUGGCAGGAAAAUAUUAGACCCAAGAUGUAUGUUCAACUUGGUGCUGAAGAUGUAUUCAGGUUUACUGGAAAUGAAACGCACACGGACUUUUUCCGGCUGGUGCUACGAGAUGGAAACUACCUCCUUGUUGGCGGACGGAAUCUAGUACACAAUUUAAGUUUGACAGACUUGACAGAACAGCAGAGGCUAACGUGGUACUCAUCGGAAAUAGAUGUUAAAAUGUGUGUAGUGAAGGGAAAAGAUGAGGAAAAUUGUCAGAACUAUGUGAGGAUACUAGCGAAAACUAGCGAAUCAAAUCUUUUAGUGUGUGCAACAAAUGCAUUUAAGCCAAUGUGCCGUGACUACAUUGUACACAGUGGAAAUUAUACGAUGGCAAGUGAGAAGGCGGGUCAAGCAUUGUGUCCAUAUGAUCCACAGCAAAAUAGUACAUUUGUGUAUGUCGGCGAUGAAUUGUACACGGGCACUGUUGCUGACUUUUCGGGGAUGGACCCCAUUAUUUACAGAGAGCCAUUGCAAACUGAACAGUAUGACUCAAUGAGUCUAAAUGCUCCAAAUUUUGUCAAUUCAAUGACUCAAGGUGACUUUGUUUAUUUUUUCUUCCGAGAGACAGCCGUCGAGUACAUUAAUUGUGGAAAGGCUGUUUAUUCACGAGUUGCAAGAGUUUGUAAAUAUGACCGCGGUGGUCCACAUCGUUUUCGAAAUAGAUGGACAUCAUUUCUUAAGUCUCGCCUCAAUUGUUCUGUUACUGGAGAUUUUCCAUUUUACUUCAAUGAAAUACAAUCAACAACUGAUUUAAUAUCCGGUCAAUACGGUAGUGUAUCAGCGCAAUUGAUCUACGGAGCGUUUACAACACCAGUAAACAGUAUAAGCGGUUCGGCAGUCUGUGCAUUUUCGCUGCAAGACAUCUCCGACACGUUUGAAGGCAACUUCAAAGAACAGACGGCGAUAAAUGCCAAUUGGCUGCCGGUCGCCAGUGCCAAAGUACCGGAUCCAAGACCUGGACAGUGUGUCAAUGACUCUAGAACACUGCCAGAUCUUACAUUGAACUUUAUUAAAACUCAUUCGCUGAUGGACGAAUCCGUGCCAAGUUUCUUCGGCCAGCCCAUUGUUAUUCGUACAAGUUUUCAUUAUAGAUUCACUCAGAUAGCAGUGGACCCACAAGUAAAAACUCCCGGUGGAAAAACAUACGACGUAUUAUUUAUCGGUACAGAUAACGGUAAAGUUAUAAAAGCGAUAAACGCCGAUUCCGCGGACUCACAUGAGCGGGUGAGUCCGGUUGUGAUUGAGGAGAUCCAGGCUUUCCCUACUUCGGUGCCCGUCCGUGGAAUAAAAGUCGUACGAGCGUCUCAGGCCGGUGAUGGUCUCGAAGACGGACGUCUAGUGGUAGUGGCUGACAGUCAAGUCCAGGCAUUAAGAUUGCAUCGCUGCUACAGUGACAGAAUACUGUCGUGUGGUGAAUGUGUCGCUCUGCAGGAUCCUUACUGUGCUUGGGACAAAGAGGAAGGUAAAUGUCGGGCACUAGUUGGACCAGCGGCUACCGACGCUGCGAGAUUUCUUCAAAGUGUUGCCACUGGAAUUCACGCUUCCUGUCCACCCAGUAAAUCACUGAGCAAAGAUGCCGGCAGUGUCGGAGCUAUUUCGGCAAAUCAAAAUAAAUUCCCUCAGGACUCGUCGCCUAACAAAGACGGACAGGAGGGUGAAAUAAUAAAUAUAAUGCAAGAUGAAGAGCCAAAUAAUUCAGGACCAGAAGUAUCAGCGGCAGACUCACCGUUGCCUCAAUAUUCAGUGGAAACUCUGGUGAUGGCAGUUGUUGCUGGUGCGCUGGCGGCGUUAUUCGUCGGUUUUAUAGCCGGGUAUUUGUGUGGUCGCAAAUGCCGGAAGGAUGAGGAUGACAAUUUACCCUAUCCCGACACCGAGUACGAGUACUUUGAGCAACGUCAGAAUGUUAAUAGUAGAUUAGCGCCAGAACCAAAAUUGUUGCCUCAAGAAGAAGUGACGUACGCAGAGCCAGUGCUGAUGCCGCAGCCUCCAAAAAUGCAUUCACCGAAAGGUACAAUGAGGAAACCGCCGCCAACACCCGCCGAGACGCUGUUCCAGUUUCCCGAAGCGUAUGGAUUUCGCGGUGGCCCGCGGGACAAUUUCGGAACACUGAGAUCGUGUCAGGGCACCGACGCAUACCGACGUAACGACGGUUUCGCAACGACACGUAGCGUUAAGAAAGUUUAUCUCUGAGAAACGAGUGAGGAGGGAGGCGGCCGUCACCGUAGUUUAGGACGGCCAGGAAGAAAUCGUCACAAUGCGACUUCUGGUCGAAAUCGCGGCGUUAAUUCCGGUGGUGGACAAUCGAGUCGCGGGGAACUGGCUGGUGCAAGGACACUUGAGUCACCCUCCCCGCCGUCCAGUGUCUCGUCAAGUUCGCCAUCGCCUCCCUCCUCAACGCCAUCACCACCGCCAACGUUAUUACCCAUGUCUAUUAACGACGGGUCUCCACCACCGCCGACACCACCCUGCAGUUUUAUAUACCGAUCAUAGUCUUCGCGUAACGGUACUAAUAUAUACGAUUAUUGUCCAGCACAAACUCGUAACAUUUAAAAAUAUUUAUCACCGUUACUCGAUCUAUAAAUAUAAAUAUAUAUAUAUACAUAAUCCACCUCCAUCAAUUUAUAUCUAUAUAUAUAUUUAUACAUGUUUUCACCAUACAGGAAAAACAGGAGGAUUAAUAACGACAGCGGAAGCUGCAGAAUCACCCAGUCACGGGUUUUUAAUUAUUUUAUUUUAUUACUGUUUUUAUUUUAAAUUUUUUCCCCAUUAACUCGUGCGCUGUUUAAUUGACAAGGACUCAUAUAUAUAUACGUUGGACUUACUGCGGGUUUAUUUGUGCGUGUAGGUGUGUGUGUGUCAGAGAAUGCUGUGCAGCUUAAUGGUGUGUGCGUGUGUGUUUAAUGUAUCGUACAGACAUUGAGUGUCGUGCAUGCUUUAAAUUACAGCUGGUGUGUAUUUACACUACGGGGAAACUAAUAUUUUUUAUCGAGAUGUCUGACUGACGUUACGCGUUACUCGGUCAAUUGUACAACGCUACCACUCACUGUGCGACCUAUAGCGUUAUUUUAAUUUAAAAACUGGCAAUUUUAUUAUUUUUUAAACAAUUAUUUUGCCGGUGAUUAACUAAAGAUCUCUAUUUAUAUUAUUUUAUAUUUUAUACUUAAAUAUUUAAGUAAUUAAUUAAGUAAAUUUACCUCGUGCUGAUAAAUUUAGUUUUUUUAUUUUACAAAACGAUAUUAUCAAGGCUUCAUGUUGAUAAUAAAAUGACAAUUAAUAUCACUAUUACUGAAACAAUUAUAAAAAUAUAAACAUAAUUAAACAAUUAAACAAUUAACAAAGUGUGUUCGCGGGUUGUGUCGUGACUUUGACUGAUUAAAAAAAACUAAAACGAAAAAAAUCUUUGUCGACAAGCGUCUUUUUUUGCUUAUCAACAAAUCAGUUAGUUUAAUCAAUAGAAAAAAUAUUAAAUUUAAUGACUAAAUAAUUUAUAAUAAUAGUUUGUAAGUUGGUAAAAAUUUUUUGACGCUACAUAAUUAGUAGUAAAGUAAUUUUUAAAAAUAUUAAUUAAUGUUUAUUACAAUUUAACAAAAUAGUAUUUCAUGAUCUCCAUUUAUUUUAUUGAUUAAAUUUUUUAUUAUACACUGUAAAAAAUCGGAAAUGAUUACGAAUUUUUUUAAAACCAGAAUUUACUCCGUCGGAGUUAAAAAAAAAAUUACACCGCAUAUUAAAUAGGGACUUUGUUUUUUUAGAGGAGCUAUCAAAAAAUUCAUAUGGGAAUCGAGCCUAGAUUUCUAUGGGUUCCCACAUGUCGUUUUCGGAUAGAUUCCCAUAUGGUUUCCUGUAGAAAUCCAGCAGAAAUUCUGACAUGGGUUUCUAUGGAAAUCCAUAUGGGAAUCGUAUGAAUUUCCAUGUAGAUUUUUACUUCGACUUCCCAUGGGAGUCUGCAUCAUGUCAAAGUCCAUAUGGGAAUUUUCUAUGGACUAAGAAUUUGACAAAUUAACAAAAAGCUUCACGUUAUUGAUAUAAAUACCAUAAGAAGUAUCAAGUUCCUAUGGGAAUCGAAGUACCGACAAUUUUCUCCAGAUUUUCCAUACAAGAAUCCAACUACCCAUAGAUUCUUAUAUAAAUCCAUACACUUCUCUAUUAAUUCCUAUGGAUUCUUACAUAAAUCGAUAAUUUUCUAUAUGGAUUCCUAUGCAAACCCCCAUAGAUUUUUUUGAUAGAAGUAAUUUGAAUCCGCGUUCACUCCGACGGAGUUUUAAUAUUAAAAUCAACUCUCCUUCGGAGUAAAUUUAACUCCGGGGGAUGAAAUAAAAAAAGUCAUCCGCUCGUAUUCACUCCAGAUUUAAUCCGCUAAUUUUUUACAGUGAAUUUAUCCUCAUUUUAAAUUAUCACGUCAUAUUUUAUUCACUUGACUAAAUCUUACUACAUAUGGUAUGAAAAUAAAGCGGCAGUAAAUCGCCGUAGUAAAAAAGAAAAGAAUAAAUUUUAAUGCACGUCCGUUGGCAAUAAAGUCAAUAAGUCAAUUACACGCAUUAUUUUUGCUUAUGACGAUAUUUGUCGUCGGACUUAUUGUCGUGUUAUUGAAUACACAACAACGCUAGUCUUUAUAUCCAAUUAAAUUCACUGUCAUAAAUAAAUAACUUCUAAAAAAAAAUACUAAAUAUUAAUACUCGUCAAUAAUACCAAAUAUAUAGAGAAUAAAAGCCUGAUUUAUUUUUAUAUUAAUUAAAUUGUUUAAUAUUUGAAGAUGAAAUUUUUUAUACGAACAAAAAAAAAAGAAAAUAAUAAUGGAGGUCAUGAUUUUAUUUAAAUAUUAAGUUAUAAUUGCUAUUAUUAAUAUUAUUAUUAUUAUAAUUAUAAUAAAUAAUUGAGAAUAAUACAUAAAUUAUAAAACAGUGUUAAUUAAUUUAAAUGAAACGUAGACUGCGCCGUUCAAGUUGAGAACACAUGAUGACUUGUUAAUUAAAAUCAACAGUUGAGUUUUAGUUUUGUGAAUUACAAAAACUGAUUAAAUAAUUAAUAAUAUAUUAGUUUAAAUAUACGCCUUUGUACUCGCAAAUACGUAAUGACAAUUAAUUCGAAUGAUGAGAAAAAACUAAACAGGAAUUUAAAUUAAUACCAAAAAUAAUUAAAAGGAUUAACAAUAAGAGAUUGAGAUAAAGAGUAAGAGUAAGAGUAAGAAUAGGAGUAGGAGUAGAAGGUGGAAAAAAAGGCUUUUAUGUAUAUAAUUACAUAUUUAAACAGUAAUGGCAGUUAAAGUUAUGUAUGAAUGGUAAAUUGAUAUCCCUAGUGGAGCUGAAUUAUGAUAAAUUACGGUAUUUACCGUAAAUUACCGUAUUUUGCAGUAAAAUACUAGAUUAUUACGGCAAAUUUGCCGCAUGUUACGGUUAUUUGCUGUAAAUUAUGGCAAUUAACUCUGAUCUACGGUAUUUUUACCGUAAAACGGUACGAUAUUUCACUCUACGGUAAAAUUCCGCACUUUUACCGUAAAAUGUCGCAGGGCGGCCGUAAAUUUAUGAUAAAUUGCCAGGUUUCAGGGUAAAAUACCGUAAUUUUACAGCAAAUCUGCAUGUCUACGAUAAAGUGUCGUAAUUUUACCGACCUUUUACGGUAAAAUACCGCGCGGUUGCCGUAAAUUACCGCAGGAUUGCCGCAAAUUUACUAUAAAUUACUGUAUUUUUACCUUAAAUACUUCAAUUACCGUAAAAUACCGCAAUUAAUUCUGAUUUGCGGCAUUUUCACUGUAAAACAGUACGACACUCUACGGUAAAAUACCGUAAUUUUGCAGUAAAUCCGCACAUUUACGAUAAAAUGCCGCAAUUUUACUGCGCCUUUACCGUAAAUUAUCCUAGGAUUGUCACAAAUUUACGGUAAAUUACUGUAUCUUUACCUUAAAUCCCACAAUUACCGUAAAGUACCGAAAAAUCGCCGCAAAUUGACGGUAAACUUCCGGAACUUUACCGUAACAAUGCCGCAAUUUAUCUCAAAUACUGAAAUUUACUGUAAAAUACCGUAUUUUACUACAAUUCUUCCGAAUACCAUAAAUUUGUGUACUUACCAUAAUUUACCAUAAUUCAGAUCCACCAGGGAUAUAAAGUAAUCGAUAAUUAAUUAAAAUCAGUGCAUCUAUUUGCGAGAAAGCCUGAUGGCGUGUGUAGAAAAAAACCAGAAAUCUAUCGUAAAGUGCUUCUUAUUUCAGUGUGUUUAGAAGUAACGCGUAUGUGAUAUAUUCUAUAUAUAUAUAUUAUGAUUAUGACUAUGAGGAUAAUGAUUACGAUGAGAUAUUUUCUAGACAAUGGGUUAAGAUAGGAGUGGAAGUCGUGGGUGUCUUUACUAUUAAAUUUAAUUAAUUAAUUAUUAAAUAAUAAUAAUAAUAAUAAUAAUAAUAAUAAUAAUAAUGCUCUCUCUCUACACAGGCGAUAACAAGCUCUUUUGUUCACAAAUAAAAUCCAAACGUUAAUAGUAAUAAUAAUAAUUAAUUAAUAAUAACGUAAUUGUAGUUAGACGUUGAGGAUUUUAAAAAUAAAUUGUGCCAUUUGCACGUUAAUAAAACGUGUAUAUGUUGUGUAAUUUUUAAAAAUACCAAGUUGUAAAACAAUUUGAGUAUUUGGUUUUCCAUAAAUAAAUUAGUCGUGAUAAUAAUGAUUUAAUCUUUAAGUAGUUUGUGUGGGCGUACUUGUAACUCUUAAAUUAUAUAUAUAUGUUAAUUUAUUACCCUACUAAUUAUAUUAAAUAGUAGUUUGUAAUUUACGAUUACAACAAUCGUAUUAAAACCAAAAAAUUUAUACUCAUAAGUAAAUAUAUUUUUUUUUAUUUCCUUAGUUAAAUUUCUAAUAAAAAAAAUUAAUGAAUAUUUUAAUUUAAUUAUAAUUAAUGUAAUUAUUAUUAAUUUGAUAAGUAAAAGUUGUUAAUAAAUUAAAAAAGUUAAAAUUUAAGUUUGUGAAAAAUGAAAACCCACAAUUCUACUUAAAGUUUAAUGCAACAAAAGGGAAACUUAAAAAUUUAUUUAAAAUAAAAGUAGAUUCACUAAAGAAUCACCGAGAGUGCCACAUUGGAUGUGAAUUUUUAAAGCUAAAUAAUAAAAUUUCUCAAGGUUAAUUAAUAUUAAACGAGAACCCAACGAUGGUUUAAAAAAAAAAAUAAUGAAAAAGAUAAAUAAAAUAAAAAAUAGUUUGUCGGGAGUUUUCGCUAAGCGUAUUCUUACUCAAACUCACUAAAAUCUUUGUCACUCGUUAAAUAUAAUAAACUUGUACAACAAACUCGAUGGUAAACAUUGAAGAUUAAAAUAAAAAUAAAAGUUUAAGUGGAAAAAAAUGAAAAUAAAUAAAAAGUUUUUCUCAUUAACGCACUGAGUUUGUGAACAAUCGAACUUGAAUAAUGUCCGACUAUUACACGCACAUUCAAACUUACUCACUUACACGCAUUUAAUUAUACAACUUUUAUUAUACGAUAAUUAUGGCAAGGCAUCAGUUGCCUACAAUUUUUUUGCCGAUUGUAUCAAAUGCCUACAAUAUUUUUUCGUACAUAAUAAAUGCAUACUGCACAGUUUCUUACUGCUCAGUUACCUACCAAACUCUAUUGCCUACAGUUUUAUUGCCUACAAAAAUAAAAAAUAUGAACAUAUAAAUGAAUGUGUUUUCAAUCAUUAAUUGUAUUGAGUUGAAUUAUACACAAAUUUUUUAAAAAAUUUUUUAAUAAUUUAUCAUAUUUGUAAUAAAAAUUUAAUAUUCAAAAUUUCAACUAGUUUUUGAAUUUAAAUUUGAAUUUAAAUCGAAUGAUUUAAAAAUACACACAAAAAAAAUUAUGCAGCAGGGAUCAGACAAAUUUAAAAUUAUUAAUAAAUCGAGUAAAUAAUUAAUAAAAUAAAAUAUUUAAAAAAUUCGCAUUUAAAAAAUUUUGAAAUUAAUAUGUGCACUUUUUAUAAAUAUUUUUUUUUAAAUUAUUUACCCUAUUUAUUUAUAAUUUUAAAUUUGUCUGAUGUCUGCUACGUUCACACUCGUAAAAAAGGAAGGUAUCAAAUGCCUACAAUAUUUUUUGGUACAUCAUAAAUGCAUACUGCUCAGUUUCUUACUGCUCGGUUGCCUACCAAAUUUUAUUGCCUACAGUUCUAUUGCCUACAAAAAUAAAAAAUAUGAACAUAUAAAUGAAUAUGUUUUCAAUCAUUAACAAUGUUAAUUAAUUUUUAAUCUGAUAGAAAACUUAAUGAAGUUUCCAGUUAAUAUUGUGAAAACUACCGUGGUUCUGAUAUUUUUCAGAUCAUCUGAGUUUUUUUUUUUUUUUUUAAAUGAUCGGUCCUGAAUAUUCAUCAUUUCUCAUCAAUAAGUACUUGAUUUUCUUAGCAAAUAAAUCAGAAGCUUCUCUACAUUAAUCAGGUAUUUCUCUGAUGGGUACACAGUUGAAUAGUAAUCAAUUGGACAUCAUAAAAUAUUUUUUUAGUAGGCAAUAGAACAGUCUGCAAUAAAUUUUGUAUGUAAUUAAAGUAUGUAUUUUUUAUUUUUGUGGGCAAUAAAGUUUGGUAGGCAACUGAUUAGUAAGAAACUGAGCAGUAUGCAUUUAUUAUGUACGAAAAAAUAUUGUAGGCAUUUGAUACAAUCGGCAAAAAAAUUGUAGGCAUCUGAUGCCUUCCCAAUUAUUUUUAUUUUUUAUUUAAUUUUCAAAUUUUAAAUUUUUUUAAAUGACUAAAAUUGAAGCUCGUUACCGACACCUCCCAAAAAAUGAAUUUAAAAAGACUGACAAAAACCUCAACGAGCUUUGAAAAUUUUUUUUAUUGCAAUCGUUUUUUUAUUACAAAUUUAAAAAAAAAAACAUGACUACAAAUAACCCGCGUACACUUUUUUUUUACCAAUAGUACAAAUUUUUUAUCUUGUUAUUUAUUAUUAAGUUUUAAACAAAAUAAUUUUUUUCAUACAAAUACUCAGUACCCAGACAUUAAAAAGUAAUAAAAAAUUUUCAAAUUUUUUAUUUACUAAUUUUUGAAAAUUUCCAGUGGUAAAAAAAAUGAUACUGAGUUAGCGGACGUUUAAUAAUUUUUGAAUUUUAUUUAAAACGAUAAAUUACAAAAAAAAAAAAAAUAUUUAAAAAAAAUGCACUUAUAGAUUUUUAAAUUUGCUACACGUGCAUUUUUUUAGAUUUUUUUUUUUGUAAUUUAUUCGUUGAAAAAAAAAUCCGAAAACUUUUAAUUGUCUGCUGACUUCAGUCAUAAAAAAUUGUAAUUUUAAAAAUAAUUGUUGACAGCGGUGACAUGUGUAUAGACUUUUUAAAACUAAUUAAUAAUUAAUAAUUAAAAAAAAAAUUAUCAUCAUAAUCACAAUUUAGUCAGCCUGCAGUCUAAGGGUCGGUCGGUCGGUCGUAAAAAAAAUUAAAACUUUGAAUGUAAAAAAAAAAAUCAAUGAAUAAUGGGAUGAAAUUAGGCCAUGAAAUAUGACAUUUUGAAUAUUGGAUAUAUGAAAUAUAAUAGUUGACACUUAUUGAAUUCGUAUGAGAAUUAAUAAUCACGUGGGGUUCGAAGUUGGGGGCUGGAUGUUGGAGCCAUUGGGGUUGGGCUCGCGGUGGGUAAAGAGAAAACUGGGAUAGGACACAUAAACCUGCCAUUAUUUUUAAUUGACUACUUCCUCAUCUUGGUUAUUACUAGUGCCAGAAAGUUUGUUCAAUGUAUACUCGUUAAAUAAUUAUUACAGCGGCUGAUUGUACAAUGUACUGAUGCAUUGUUAAAAUUUACAUUUAACAUUCUAUUUCGUUAGUUAACUAAUUAAAACUUUAACAACGUGUUUUGUUGAUUCAUUUUUAACAAUUCGUUUAACCCUUCUUUUAAUUAAUAUUUUAUUUUUAUUAUUUAAUAAACGCAGUGUUUAAAUAACCGGGUAAUUUAUUCAUUUCGAAAUUAAAAAAAUUUCAUUAUCGUUUUUUAUUGUUAAUUAAAUAAUUAAUUUUUCACCAGUAGGUUAAUUUUUAUUUCAUUUUCUGGCUCUAGUUAUUGAGGCUAAAAAUAAUUAGUUUUUUAAAAUUAAAUAUUGGAGGAAAUUAAUAAAUUAAUUGUUGAAAAAAAUUGAAAAAUGUCGAGAUCGAUUUAUUGAUUAAUGAAAAUAAACUCAGGCAUGAUACCAAAGAUAUUUAAAUUGUAAAAAAAGUAGACCGUUGUAAUUGUGAGUUAUUGUUAGAGUCGCACAAAGCGGUAUUUCAAUCCGAUGAAGAAGUGACCCCUUGCACAACUUUUAUUAAAAAAAAAAAUGAUAUAAAUGAACGAGAAGAACUUUGAUAAGUUAACAAGAACCACAGCAACGACAAGAACAACAGCUGACACGUACACAUGACAUGCACAAAAAGUAAAACAAUUUAAUCAGAGGUCCAUUAACAUAUGUUAACGUUUUAAUUAUUCUGUCGAUAACACCGUCGGGGGACACUUGCUUUAAAUUAUGGCCCAUUUUUUUAUUGAAUUGAAACAAUCUAUGUUAUUGAGACUUUUUAUUCACUUUAAUUAUUACACUUAUUCAUUUUUUAUUUUAUUAUUGGAAUCAUUUUUAGUAAAUUGUCUCAAUAAAAAUUAGUUUUUGCUCAUAAAAGUCCGAAAACUCAGGGAAAUUUUUUUUUUAAUAAAAAAAAAAUUAAUGAUUUGAGAAAACAAAAUUAUUUUGAUUAAAAAAUUUAAUUGAAUGAAUCACCAAAUAAAAAAAUAUCUAUUUUAAAAAAUUGAUGAUUAAAAUUUUCAAAAUAAUUUCAUUGGUUGUGUCUACAACUUCAACAUAUUUUUUAUUUUUAAUAAAAAAUCCGUUUUUACUCACAAUAUGAUUGAUAAUUGAAGUUAUCCGUCAUCUAAUAAUCUUUUGAUUUUUUUUCCAAGCGAUAAAUUAUGAAAACAAAAUUUUGAAAAAAUUACACCUGUAGUUUUUCGAAUUUUCUACAUGUGCAUAUUUUUAUAUUUUUCUUUUUUUUCGUUACCUGGUUCAUUGAAAAAAAAAUCCAAAAAUUUUUGAUUGUCUGUCAACUUCAUUAUACUGAAUUUAGCCGACGUCUAAUAAUUUUUGGAUUUGUUUUCCAAGCGAUAAAUUAUAGAAAAAAAUUUUGAAAAAAUUGCACCUGUAGUUUUUUGAAUUUUCUACAUGUGCAUAUUUUAAUUUUUUUUUUUUUUGUAAUUGGUUGAAAUAAAACCCGAAAAUUGUUGAUCUUCCAUCAAUAUCAGAAUCAUAAAAUUUAAAUAAAAAAAAUGACCCUGAGUUUUCAAUGAGCAUCAAUAAAAAAAAUAAAAAAUCGGCAUUAUUUAAUUUGAAUAACACGUGAGUUGUAUAUGUAUUUAUAGAGAGAUUUAGUCGGUUAUAAUAAAUAAUAAAUAUGAAUGGUUAAGGAUUAAAUAUAGACAGGCUCCUUUUCCUUAUCGGAGCUUAUAGAAAAUACUGUAUAAUGUAUGAGAACGUAAUUGAUUAUGAUGAUGAGAAUUAUAGAUAUAAGUAGGUGAUUAGCAAAAAAAAAAAUUAUUAAUGAAUUAAAAUUAACAAUUGGUAUGUAGAGUCGCUUAUAACGUAUAAAUAUAUAAAUAUAUAUUAUAUAUUAUUAUUAUUAUUAAUAAUAUAAUAUUAUAACUUUUUAUAAAUAUAUUUUUCCGUCGGAGUCUAGCCUAAGUAGAGGAAAACAUACACAGUUACAAUUAUAUAUAUAUUAAUUAUUAAGUUAUCUAACUGAUCUGUAUAUUUAAACAAAAGAUCUAGUGUUAAUUCAUCAUUUAAGCGUAAUAGUUUUAUAAGUUAGGCAAGUUGUACGAAUUGUAAGUCAUUUUAAAUAAAAAUAUUAAAUAUUUAACAAAUUAGUACCUAAUGUUAAUUAGAGUUGAUUACACGUUUAUUUAUUUUUUGUCAAUUAACUUUUUAUUUUUAUUUUCUAUCAUUUUCAAAAAUUACCUGUCAUUUUUUUUUCAAUUAAGAAAAAGUGUUGAUGCAAAAAUUUAAUUGACAAAAAAUAAAUAUGUGCACGUGGUUGUAAAUCGAAUAUUUAAAUUAAGAACUCAUUUGCCUGCCAUUCAAAUCUGGCACACGUUGAUAAUGUUUUUCCCUGUCCCUUUUGUUUAUAAAAAAUGAAUAAAAAUAUUGAAAAAAAAAAAAAAAAAUAGGGCUAAUGCAUGUGAAGAGUGAAAUAGAUAAUGAGUGAGUUUAAAUUUAUUUUAAUUUUUAAUAAAAAAUUAAAAGUUAUCAACGAUUUAAAUAAAUUGUAAUGUAAUUAAAUAUGUAUUUUGCUUCUUCCUAAUACAGUGCCGUUCAUGCUAUUUUUUACUGUAAAAACAAAUAAAAAUAAAAAUAAAAAUAAUUAAGAAUUUAUUAUAUAGGUGAAGAUUUGAAAACAAUGGGCUGAGUCCUGGCAUGUGUUAAUGUUGCUAAAUCAGCCAUGUGUAAUUGAGAGUGAUCUGAAUGCGACUCUGGUUAAAGUAAAAAAAAAAAAAAAAAAUUAUUGAGAAACAGAAUUUUCUUUUUAAUUUUAAGUGUGAGCGCAAAUACUUUUAAUUUAUUAAGAAAAAAAUCAGAUGCGCAUCAAAAAUUCCUGACACUGACAUUUAUUCAAAUUUGAAUAUAAUUGAAAAGAAAAAAUAUAUAUGAAUGUAAUAAGGAAAUAGUUUUAUUUUUUUAAGGGCCAGAGUCGGCAUUUGACAUGAGCGCGUUAAAAAUUUUCAUUAAAAAAAAAUUAUUACGCCCGGGAAAAGAUAAUUUUGAGUUACGGAGACCGUAAUUUAAAAAAGGCAAUUUAUCGUACUGUAAAAAAUUUUAAAUUUUUAUUUGAAAAAACUUUGAGCCUUAAAAAAAAUUGAGAUCUAAGAUCUUAAUUAAUUUGAAUUUAUUGAUAUAAAUAUGACUCGUUACAUAAAAUAUUUUUUCCCGAGUGUUCUAAUUAUUAAAGUACUGGAAUUUUUUUUUAUUUACUUCGAUAGAUCUUUGAAAAAAAAUUAAAAAUAUAAACUAUUGAACUGUAAAAAUAAAAUUUUGAAGAUUUAAAAAAAUUUCAAAUCUAUGCAGAUCUCAAUGAAUUUCAUUAGAUCUAAAUUAUAAUUUUCUGGUAUAAAUAUGAUACGAUGAUGGAUAAAAAAAAGACGGAAAUUACCAAGUAGUUGACAGUAGGCUGAGGUAGAGAUCGCGUCUUUUUAAAAAGUAAAUUUUGAUUGAUAAAUUAAUGAAUAAAUAAACAUAUAAAAUAUAACGCAAAAAGAUAAAUUAGUGAUUUACUGUGGCUGAUUAAUAGAAUGAAUGCUGCUGACAUAGGAAAGAUAAUUGACAGUACAGAGCAUAGUGGGAUUUGAGAAUCCUGAUUAAAAUAAAUAAAUAAUCUUAAAUAAAUCCGCUUACGUUGCUUUGUAAUUAAAAUUAUUAAUUCAUUGUUUUCUACCAAUUAACAAUAUUUUUAUGUUUAAUAAUUAUAAUAUUAAUUAUAAUUAUAAGUAAUUGUAAAUACUCAUUCAUUUUUUAAAUCCAUUUUAAAUACUUAAUAAUAAAUGCAAUUUUUUUUUAUUAGAAUUUACGUAAAAAAAAUUUUAAAAAAAUCCAAUAAUUCUUGACAUUCCAAUAAUUCCCAUGUUAACAAAUAAACUCGUUUCCAAAACAAGUUGAUAUUUUUAAUAUAAAAUAAUUAUUAAAUUUAUGUAAUUAUCAUUUAAUUAUUUAAUUUUUUAACAAAAAAUAUGUAAUUUAAAUAAAUAUGUAAUAGAAUUUUAUAAUAUUUUUUAAUGUAAUCGCACAACGUGAUGUAAUACUGCCUCUGCUUUUACCGAAAAUUAUAUCGCAAAUUACGUAAAUAUUUUGUUGGUAAUUAAUAUUUAAUUACAUAAAUAAAUGCGCACGUAAACAAAAUUAUUAUUUUUUACUUUAUUUUAUGUAACAGCAUUUAAGGGAGAAACGAGUCUGAGAUACAAAAAAAAAGAUAUUUUUGUGAUUUUUUUUUUCAGAGUACCUUCGAUAUUAAAAUUUUUAAAAUAUGUGACACUAUUAAGCAUCAUUCCAAGAAUAUUCUCCUAAAUUUUCAUUAAAAAAUAUUGAAAAAUAAGCCAGUGGUAGAAGGAAGAGACGAGUCACCUCAAAAAAAAAUCUUCAUGCAAUAGGCAGGAUAACUCAUGACUGCCUCAUUUGAAAUCCAAAAACCAAAAGUAUUUCUUUAGUACAUAAGUUUAUCUCGGAUUUGAACGAAGGAAUAAACAAAAUAUUCAUUUUGGAAUUUUUGGUAAACGUGCAAUUAUAAAACUCUGAUUUUUGCCAAAAAUUGUUCUUUUUAUUUAAUUAAAAAAUAAGUAGUCAUUUAAGAAAAAACCUUUGUUCAAAUCUAAGAUAAACUUAUGUACUAAAGAAAUCUUUUUAGUUUUGUUAUUUCAGAUGAGGCAGUCAUGAGUUAUCCUGCCUACGUCAUGGAGACUUUUUUUUCAUGUGACUCGUCUCUCCCCACUACCACAGGCUUAUUUUUCAAUAUUUUUUAAUGAAAAUUUAGCAGAAUAUUUUUGGAAUAAUGCUUAAAAAUGUCACAAAUUUUAAGAAUUUUCGUAACGAAAAUACUCCAAAAAAAAUCACAAAAAUAUGCUCAUUUUUUUUAUCUCAGAGUUUCCCCCCUUAAUUUUCACCAACAAAAUUUAAUAAUUUAAUUAUUAAAUUUAAAAAGAUCAAGAUUUAUUUAAAAUCUUGAGACUUAAGAAGACAGUUUUCAUUAUCCGGAUAUUUAAUGUCUAAUUGGAUAAAUAAUAUAAAUAUUAAUAAUAAUAAUAAUGAUAAUGAUAAUGAUAAUUUCUAAGUAAAACGUGCGCUUGAUAGAAUGUAUAAUUUAUAGAGCGAGUACUAAAUUGAAUCAACAAAUAAUUUUUGGCGCGAAAGUUUGGAUGACUGAUUAAAUUACAAAUAAUAUUAAAUAAAAUUGAGAUUUUAAAAUCCGAGUGUUAGUGAUAAAAAAAAAUUAAAAUUAAAAAAAAAUAUGGAAUGAUUGUAAAGUCGGAAGACAUUUAAAACCGGCGGACUGCUGUUCAUAGUGCCCUGUUAUAGCGGGUUCCCUGGGCAGAGAUCUAGAGAUAAAUAAUUAA